This is a messenger RNA of Tigriopus californicus, 4282 nucleotides long. RefSeq lists its product as uncharacterized. NCBI's taxonomy places the organism in Eukaryota, Metazoa, Arthropoda, Copepoda, Harpacticoida, Harpacticidae. Gene Ontology annotation, molecular function: 2 iron, 2 sulfur cluster binding; iron ion binding; FAD binding. The coding region runs from base 137 to 4090 and encodes 1317 amino acids. The record is from RefSeq and is a predicted model, not a curated record. The transcript has 16 exons.
GUUGCGUCACAAGGUAAACUUGAUGAUCUAAACAAACGUUUAACUAACUAAAGUUGGUGUCAAGAAAUGUUAGUCUGUUGCUCGGCCAUCAAAGGCCGAGAUCUCCAAGAAAAUAUAAUGCCAAAGCUAUAAGGUCAUGCAUUCGAUAUCCAGCUCAAUUAAGGGCAUAGCCCAUGGGCUUUGUCCAAUCUCUUUACCCGAGAGUGCAACGACGCUAGCAAGACCUUUGAAAUCCCAAAGGGAUCUGUACAUGGAAGCUUCCCCGAUAUCUUUCACUCUCAACAAGCAAAAUGUCAUCGUGGAUACGAGCCAAGUUUCCUCGACGACAAGUUUGGCCCGAUUUAUUCGGGAUCACAUGAACUUAAAGGGCACUAAGAUCAGUUGCAACCAAGCGGGUUGCGGCGCUUGUGUGGUCAAAGUCGCUUUUAAGGAUCCAUUCACACAAACUACGAAGACCAGAAGCGUCAACUCCUGCAUCACACCGGUCUUCAAAUGCGAGGGUUGGGAUAUCAGCACAGUGGAAGCUUUGGGGAGCACCCACGAUGGCUUGAGUGAGGUCCAAAAGCGUUUGGCUAAGCUCAAUGGAACCCAAUGUGGAUUUUGUACCCCAGGCAUGGUCAUGGCCAUGGACAGUUACAUCGAGGAGCACCCGAACGCUACCAAGGACAACAUGAAGGGUAUUUUGGACGGCAACAUUUGUCGUUGCACCGGAUAUCGACCAAUUUUUGACACCUUCCAAAGUUUUGCUUCCGAUGCUUCAACAAAGUUUGGCGACGGCAUCGAUGACAUCGAAGAUAUGGUCACGAAAAGUGGCCUCCGGAAGUGCCCCAAAACAAAUUCACCGUGUCGGGGGGAAUGUUUCAGUAUUCCAAGACCAGAGGGAUCAUUGCAGUUUAUUCAAUCUGAAACGGGACAUUGGAUCAAGCCUGAUACAUUGGAAGACCUUCUGGCGGUUUUGGAUGACUUUCAGCCGGAUGAAACGUACCGACUCGUGGCAGGAAACACUGGAACUGGAAUCUAUAACGACGGCCCAUAUUCCACAUUUGUUGACAUUACGGGAAUUCCUGAGCUAGUUGCCGUGACUAUGGAUUCCUUCAAUGUGGGUGGAUCAGUGGCUCUUACAGAUUUCAUUGACGUGCUCAAAACCCAAUUUGGCCGUUCCAAAUCCUUCAACUAUACUCUACAGAUAGCUAAACAUCUUGAAAAGGUUGCCAACACCAAUGUAAGAAAUGUGGGAUCACUUGCCGGCAAUUUGAUGCUCAAACACGCUCACCCCGAAUUCCCAUCGGAUCUGUUUACUUUAUUGGAAGGCGUUGGAGCUCAUAUUGGCGUAAAGGCCACCGAUGGAAGUACAAUGCUUUACGCUCCAUCAGACUGGCUAUCACUUGAUAUGGCUAAAAAGAUCAUAUUCUUCAUUCAAAUGCCUGUUUUGGCCGACAACGAGGUGUUCAUGUCGUACAAGAUCACGCCCCGAAGCCAAAACGCUCACGCGUAUGUGAAUGCUGCAUUUAGAGCCAAGAUUGAUCCCAAUUCUUUUGUGGUUCAAGACAAGCCCAAUAUUGUGUAUGGAGGAAUUGCUGGCGAUUUCAUCCAUGCUACUGAUGCAGAAUCGGUCCUGGUUGGUAAAUCCAUCAACGAUCAGACCACUUUGGAUACCGUAUUUGCCUCUCUGGAUUCACAAGUCGUGCCCGAUGAUGAUCCAGUUCUAUCUAGCGCCGAAUACAGGAUACAUCUCUCGAAAGCUUUGUUCUUCAAAUUUGUGAUUCACACGCUUGGAGCAGCGGCCAAACCAAAUUUGAAGAGUGCAGCCACCCAAAUUAGUCGUGGUGUUUCGAGUGGCGCUCAGGAUUUCACUCCAAACCAGGAGGAAUUUCCCAUCGGUGAGCCUAUCGAGAAACUCGAGGCCAAAGUGCAAUGCACCGGGGAAGCAGAAUAUGUGGACGACAUUCCAGCUAUUCCUGGAGAACUCUUUGCCGCCUACGUUCAGUCCACCAUUGGCAACUGCAACUUGAAAACAGUUGAUCCUGGACCUGCAUUGGCUAUGCCGGACGUGGUGGCAUACGUGGAUCACACUGACAUUCCGGGCAUGAAUAGUACGGAUGGGCACGCAGAGAUCGAUGUGAUCUUUGCCUCCAGCAAAGUAUCCUACGCCGGUCAAGCGAUCGGUCUGAUUGUGGCCACAAGUCUGGAAGCUGCUCGAGCAGCAGCUAAAAAGGUUGUAAUUACCUACCAAAACCAGCAGAAACCCAUCUUGACCAUCAAGGAAGCCAUCAAAACACGGGGUCGACAGAUCGUGCAAAGCACCAAAACGAUUGGCAGUCAAAACCAAAGGAACCAAAAGGGAAAGUUGACUGAGAUAAACGGUGAAUUUGAAAUCGGAGGACAGUAUCAUUUCCACAUGGAACUACAGUCAUGCAUCGUUCGUCCCAUUGAAAACGGAGAGUUUGACAUUAUGUCCACUACCCAAGCCAUGGAUGUGGUUCAAUUUACGGUCGCUCAGGCCCUGGGCAUAACAAAAAACAAAGUCAAUGUCACAGUCCGUCGAUUGGGAGGUGCCUAUGGUGGCAAGAUCACUCUACCCAAUGCAAUUGCCACGGCCUGUGCUGUGGCCGCUGAGAAAGUGAGGAAGCCUGUUAGAUUGACUCUUGAUCUUCAGAGCAAUAUGGAACUUUUGGGCAAGCGAUCGCCUUAUCUGUUCGAGUACUCGGCGUCCGUUGACGAAAGUAACAAGUUGGUGGAUGUGACCUCAAACAUCUACGCUGAUGUGGGCUUCUCUGGUUUGGCUCCUGAUGCCAUGUUUGUUCCACCUUGGUUCCAAAACUGCUACAACUCCACGAAAUGGACUUGCAAUCCCUUUGAAAUUCAAACCAACUUGCCUACCAACACAGCCUGCAGGGCCCCUUCGUCUACUCAAGGUAUCGCUGCCAUUGAAUACAUCAUGGAUCAUGUUGCAACUUCUCUUGGUGUGGAUCCAAUGGAGUUUAGAAUGAACAAUUUGCUGAAACCUGGAGAUCACAUCUUGAGUGAUGAGACCGCUACGUUUCAAGGCCCAAACCGCAUCCCGGACAUGGUUAGCAAAUUAAAACAGGAAUGUGAUUUCGAAACUCGACGAUCCCAAAUUCUGGCCUUUAACCAAGCCAACACGUGGAAGAAGCGAGCACUUCGAAUCACGCCCAUGCGAUGGGCCCAAUUGUAUUUUGGGUACAAAUACAAAUUCCAAGCUGCCAUUUUCAAGGACGAUGGGACAGUGGCCAUUUCACAUGGGGGCAUUGAAAUGGGUCAAGGAUUGAACACCAAGGUUGUACAAGUGGCAGCCAAAGAGCUGGGUGUUCCGGUGAACAUGAUCAGAGUCAAGCCUUCAAAUACUUUUGUUGGGAACAACUCAAUUGUGACAGGCGGAAGUCUUGGAUCAGAACUGGUAGCCUCGGCCGCUUUCUUUGCGUGUAAGAAAUUAAGGGCAGAGAUGAAGAAAGUGGAAGAUGGUAUGAGUGGAACUCCCACGUGGUUAGAAUUGGUCAGCGCUUGUGACUUGGCUGGCCUUGACUUAACCGCUCGCCACAGCUCGUGGCAAGAAACUGACAAUUUGAAGGGUUACGACAUUUGGGGCGCCACCUGUACCGAGAUUGAAUUGGACCUCCUAACCGGUGAAAAAACAGUCCGCCGUGCCGACGUCAUGGAAGAUACUGGUGCUGCCUUGAGCCCCAAUGUGGACAUUGGUCAAGUCGAAGGAGCCUUCGUCAUGGGCCUUGGGCUUUGGCUGACCGAGGAACUCAAGUACGAGGCAACCUCUGGACGUUUACUUACUCGGGACUCUUGGGAAUAUAAACCCCCUGCAAGUCAAGAUAUUCCUGAAGUGUUCAAUACGUAUUUAUACAACAGCCAAGAUAAUCCUUACGGCGUUUUGGGCUCAAAAGCCACUGGAGAGCCGCCCUUGUUGAUGGCUGUGUCAUCGUUUUUGGCCCUCAAAGAUGCCAUGAAAGAGGGUCGCUAUGAAAUGGGUCAAGACGGGUGGUUUUCUUUUAAUGGGCCAGCAACAAACGAAAACAUAACCAAAACGAUGGGGCUCAGUUCCGAUUAUUUUAAGUUGUAAACUAUCCACAUCAGGAAUGGUAUUAAAGUAUAUUUUGUAAUCAGUUUAACUUAGCUACAAGAAACAUGUUAGAGAUUUCCUCUAAAAAAAAGGAAAAAAAGUGAUUCAUCCCCAUUGCAAAAUAAACAUCAAUCAUCACAUGAAUCAUAUACCAUGAAUCUAAAAUUAAAUAUAUGGCACGUAAUAAAGUGA